AUGGCGACACUUCUUACCAUCUUCAUUUUUUGCAUUCGUCUUUGGUCUACUACAAGCUUAGCGAUCGGAGAAAAUUACGGGAAGCAUGCGAUGUGGCCACAAGUGACCCAUAUUGUGGUAUAUUGGCAGGACAAGGUGAGUCGUCCGAACCCAACUUCCAUACCCGUGAUCGCACCCGUCAAUGGAUCCAACACAUUUUUUGGGUUUACAAGCAUGAUCGACAACAAGUUGACCCAGAAACCAGACCCGAACUCCAAAUUAGUCGGGCGAGCUCAAGGAUUUUAUGCCUCAUCGUCGCAACAAGAGGUCGCAUUUUUGAUGAUUAUGAACUUUGUCUUUUUGGACGGCGAGUUUAAUGGAAGCACAAUCACCUUAAUAGGGAGGAAUCCUGCAUUAUCGCCGCAAAGGGAGCUCAGCAUCAUCGGGGGAACUAAUUCUUUUCAAUUUGCUCGAGGUUCUGCUCUGCUCAAAACUAAGAAAUUCGACCCAAACACUGGAGAUGCUACUGUUGAGUACAAUUUAUCUGUUAUGCACUUCUAA
Molecule: messenger RNA, 540 nt
Organism: Malania oleifera
Lineage: Eukaryota; Viridiplantae; Streptophyta; Magnoliopsida; Santalales; Ximeniaceae
Product: dirigent protein 22-like
Exons: 1
Coding region: 1-540 (179 amino acids)
Source: RefSeq, a predicted model, not a curated record